Messenger RNA from Toxotes jaculatrix (banded archerfish), 3844 nucleotides. It is a transcript of the gene ctnnd2b, whose product is annotated as catenin (cadherin-associated protein), delta 2b. Gene Ontology annotation, cellular component: adherens junction; plasma membrane; postsynaptic density. Lineage: Eukaryota; Metazoa; Chordata; Actinopteri; Toxotidae. The record is from RefSeq and is a predicted model, not a curated record. The transcript is spliced from 24 exons. Gene Ontology annotation, molecular function: cadherin binding. Gene Ontology annotation, biological process: cell-cell junction assembly; dendritic spine morphogenesis; cell-cell adhesion. Bases 1 to 3756 code for a protein of 1251 amino acids.
AUGCCAGUGCCUGAGGUGGCAUCUGACACUGCCAGCGCUGCCACCAUGUUGAGCCCUGUCCUCAACGCCUCCAACGGAGACGGCUCCGAGUCUGAAACCACCUCCGCCAUCCUCGCCUCCGUCAAGGAACAGGAGUUGCAGUUUGAACGCCUGACCAGGGAGCUGGAAGCCGAACGACAGAUUGUUGCCAGUCAGCUGGAGAGAUGCAAGCUUGGCUCUGAGACUGGAAGCAUGACUAGCAUCAGUUCAGCAGAUGAAAAAUUUCGCUGGAACAACCAAGAUGGACAGAAGGACAUAGAGGAGGAACUGACAACAGGCCUGGAGCUGGUGGACUCUUGCAUCCGAUCACUCCAGGAAUCAGGCAUCUUGGACUCACAGGACACCUCCACAGGAGACAGACAAGGACUCCUGUCCCAAAGCGCUUUGCAGCUCAACAACCAGGAUGCCUAUGCGGCAGCUGGUUACCAUAGUAACCAAGGCCUGGCACUUGGGGAAACAAUCACGGGCCGCACCGGGCAAGUUGGAGGAGCCGUUCACAGCUACAACCAGGUGACGUCCAGCCGUGCAGCUGCCCAGUUAGUGGGGACAGACUCUCCAUCCCAGUCCCAGAGAGACUCAUUUGCCCAACAGGCCCAUGGCAGCGCCUUCCAUAUGCCCACUGAGGGAGGAUCUGCACCAGCUGGACCAUCCAUAUAUUACUCCUGUGCCACUUUGCCUGCACAGCGUGUCAGCUCCCCUCUGCAGGCGGUGGGAUCCCCUACCAAGCUGCAGCGCCUGGGAUCAGCCUCCUCUGACAUGCCCAGCUAUGCCACGCUACAGAGGGUGUCCUCACCCAAACAGUCUCCCAGCCGACUUGCCAAGUCCUACAGCACCUCAUCGCCCAUCAACAUGGUAGCAUCGGGCGCCGCUGGCUCCUCCUCACCCCUCCCCAUGGCAGCCUCCCCAGGGGGGAACCACACCUCGUCGCCCAUCCACCAGCUCAGCUCGGCAGUGGGAAACUACGCCACACUGUCGCCCACUAAACGCAUGCUGCAUCACAUCGGAGCAGACAGCUACAAGAUUUCCCACGAGCUAUACGCCAACGCAACCCUGCAAAGGCCUGGUAGCCUGGCAGGCUCCAGAGGUUCCUACAGCAGCCAGCACAGUCACCUGGGCGCUGAGCUCCGACCUCUGCAGUCUCCUGAACACCACAUUGACCCCAUCUACGAAGACAGAGUCUACACCAAACCCAACCUUAGAGGACAAGCUGCAUCAAACCCAGUGGUGAACCAAUUGUACCAAGAGGUCCUCAACUAUCUGCUCUGUCCCUACGCUCCUCUUCCUGCUUUAGCCCCGCCCUCCCCCGGUGUCGACCCAAUCCCCUUGCAGCGAACGGGAAGCCAGAGCGCCACCGCCACCUUUCAGAGAGGCAGCUUCGCCACAGGAGGCGGGGCAGCCGACUACGCCAACCCAUACCGCACUCUGCAGUUCUGCCCGUCCACUGAGUCGCCUUACAGCAAGUCAGGCCCCACACUCCCCCCUGAGGCUGCCCUGGGCCGGUCUCCAUCUGUGGACAGCAUCCAGAAGGACCCAAGGUACGACCCCGAAUUCCUUGUGUGGAAUCAAAAUCAAGCCGAGCAAAGAAUGACAAAGGAGUUUGGCUGGAGGGAUCCAGAGCUGCCAGAGGUGAUCCAGAUGUUGCAGCAUCAGUUCCCAUCAGUCCAAUCCAACGCUGCUGCAUACCUCCAGCACCUCUGCUUCGGAGACAACAAGAUCAAAUCUGAGAUCCGGCGGCAGGGCGGCAUCCAGCUGCUGGUGGACCUUUUGGACCACCGGAUGACCGACGUCCACCGCAGCGCCUGUGGAGCCCUGAGAAACCUGGUGUACGGCAAAGCCAACGACGACAACAAGAUCGCCUUGAAGAACUGCGGAGGCAUACCUGCUCUGGUCCGACUGCUCCGGAAGACCACAGAUGUGGAGAUCCGAGAGCUGCUCACAGGUGUUUUGUGGAACCUGUCGUCCUGCGACGCCCUGAAGAUGCCCAUCAUCCAGGAUGCCCUGGCCGUGCUGACCAAUGCUGUGAUCAUCCCUCACUCGGGCUGGGACACGUCCCCGCAUACACAGGAGGACCGCAAGCUGCACCUACACUCCUCCCAGGUCCUCCGCAACGCCACAGGCUGUCUCCGGAAUGUGAGUUCAGCAGGCGAGGAGGCCCGCAGGAGGAUGAGGGAGUGUGAGGGCCUGACAGACGCUCUGCUCUACGUCAUCCAGACCGCUCUGGGGAGCAGUGAGAUUGACAGCAAGACCGUCGAGAACUGCGUGUGCAUCCUGAGGAACUUGUCGUACCGUCUGGCCGCGGAGACGUCUCACAGCCAGCAGGGGGGGUCGGAGGAGCUGGACGGUCUGUUAUGUGACACCGGCGGGAAGGACGCAGAGAGCUCCGGAUGCUGGGGCAAGAAGAAGAAGAAAAAGAAGGGUCACGACCAGUGGGAUGGCGUCGGCCCAUUUCCAGACUUGGCGGAGCCCCCGAAAGGCAUCCAGAUGUUAUGGCACCCCACCAUCGUCAAGCCCUACCUCACACUGCUGUCUGAGUGCUCCAACCCAGACACCCUGGAGGGAGCAGCUGGGGCUCUGCAGAACCUAGCUGCUGGCAGCUGGAAGGUAAGAACUCAGUACUGUGGCUCCUGGUCGGUGUAUAUUCGGGCUGCAGUGCGUAAGGAGAAGGGCCUACCCAUCCUGGUGGAGCUGCUGAGGAUAGACAAUGACCGAGUGGUGUGCGCCGUGGCCACCGCACUGAGAAACAUGGCUCUGGACAUCAGGAACAAGGAGCUCAUCGGUAAAUAUGCCAUGAGGGACCUGGUGCACCGUUUGCCUGGAGGCAGCAACAACAACAACAGCAGCGGUGGUGGAGGAGGAGGAGGAGGCGGCGCCAACAACAGCGGGCUGGUGGGGAAGACCAUGUCGGACGACACCAUCACAGCUAUCUGCUGCGCGCUGCACGAGGUCAUCACCAAGAACAUGGAGAACACCAAGGCUCUGAGGGACGCCGGCGGCAUCGAGAAGCUCAUCGGCAUCGCCCGCAGCAAAGGAGACAAACAUAGUCCUAAAGUGGUGAAAGCAGCAUCCCAAGUCCUGAACAGCAUGUGGCAGUACAGAGACCUCCGCAGCCUCUACAAAAAGGACGGCUAUUCUCAGUACCAUUUCGUCGGCUCGUCAUCCACGAUAGAGAGAGACAGGCAGCGGCCCUAUUCUUCCUCCCGUACUCCGUCCAUCUCUCCCGUACGGACCUCACCUAACAAUCGAUCAGCGAGCGCGCCAGCUUCCCCCAGGGAGAUGAUGGCAUUGAAGGAGAGGAAGGCAGACUAUGAGUCGACUGGCAAUGCCAGUUACCAUGGCAACAAGGGCGAGCACACAUCCCGGAAGGACGCCAUGACGAGUCAAAUCUCCGGUGGGUCUUCAACACUACACAGAGGAGCAUACGUGUCACCUACUGAUGACCUGAAGUAUAAUCAGGUCUCUUGUCAAGGCUUGCCUUCGGAGCCCUACCCUCCUUUCCAAAACCCCCCCCCUCCAGACAGUGGCAACUACGAGGACCAGGCCUUCUACGACAACCAGGUUCACGUGGGAGGGCGCCCCCCACAGGGAGAGCUCAACAUGCACCUGCAGGGUCUCAAGUCCACUGGCAACUAUGUAGACUUCUACUCAGCCUCGCGGCCCUACAGUGAGCUCAACUAUGAGACCAGCCACUAUCCAGCCUCACCAGACUCCUGGGUGUAAGGGAAGACGAGGGCGGAGGAGGAGGAGGAGGAGGAGGAGGAGAAUGGAUAAAGAAAAAAAGGAUGGUGAAGGGGUAGUUUAAAAGGUG